CGCUCUUACAUGGCAUGACCUUGCAUGAUUUAUUUCUACUUGGGUGAAAAAAAGUUAACAAAAAACGACAUUUAUUAUGAUUUCAAAACUCGAGGUGUUUCAUAUAAGCAUAGCAUGGAUGAAUGAAAACUUGCGAGGAAGGCUUAUCGUAUAGUUUGCCAAGUGAUGAGAAAAUUCGGCAAGGAUCGCCCCGAAUGAUUUCUGGGAUGUUGAAGAUGGCAGAGUCAGAAGUAUCAGAACCAAAGAUUGCAGAUGAAGGACUUGAUGAAGCGAAAGAACAAAACAGAGAUCCCGCAGAACUCACAGAUCAUGAGAACAUUAAAGGCAAAGAAGCAUUAAGUGAUCAGUGUGAUACAAUAGAGAAGACUAAAGAAUCAAAAAGAUCAGCGAGUGAUUUAAUGAGUAAUGUCAAGACGGAAGAGGAAAAGACGCAUAUAUGUCAGCCGUGUGAAGCCGGGAUGCAGAAAGUGAACUUGGAUGGGGACUGUACAGACAGGGGGCAGCUGAAAGACACUGAGAAUGUACGGACGGCGGGGUCUGGCUGCAGUAGUCCUGCGAGUAGUACGACAGGCGUUGAUCAUGACCUCAGGCUGCCUGUGGAAUCACCAGGGGCGUGGUCUCCAAGUGGUUCGCAGAUACACUACGUGGCGGACUCCCCGCUCACCCCAACCCGGUUCCGAUCCAAGUCAGAGGCCGACACCAGUACGAACCCUAUCCACGCGCAGGCCAUAGUGGGCACCAGCGCAGUGCGGCCAAAGGAGCGUCGAGCUAGCUCGACGUCGUCCGUCGGCGGUGGGACCACAUCGUCGCCCAGCAGUAGUAGCAUGGCCGAGUCGCCACGCGGGGAACCAGCUGGAUCGGCGUCCGGAUCGCUCUCGCUGCACGGUACGGUGACACGCGAAGGGGAAAUGCUUUCAUUUGUUGCCGAUGACCUAAUGGAGAAAAUCCGUCAGAGCGGUGACCCAUUGAAAGCUAAGGAUAGGGGUAGUAGUACUGGUUCCUCCACCUGUCACACGCCUUCAUCAUCCCACAGCCGCACUCCUUCCCUAAGCCCCUCUGGGAUCAGUGCCAGUGCCAUCCCCCCGGUAGACCCCACGGCGCUGGCUGACAUUGAGAGGCAUUGUAAGCGGGUUGCGGAUAACGUGGAGCUCAUGAUGGGCCACUUGUCCAGUACACUACAGAAUAUGUCGGCCAUUACUGUUGGGCAUACACAGACGUACAGGGAUGCAGUGGACAAGGCCGGUGUGACUGUAGAUCAAAGUGUGAAGUGUAUGUAUGCCCUAAUAGCAAGGUGUGAAGAACUCAACAAAACCAUGGAGCCUGUUCAUCAGCUUGCCAAUCAAAUCAAAUCAAUCAAGAGACUACUAGAAGAAAUGGAGGCUGUCUGCAAGUAACGUCACAAAAUUGCUGCUAUAAACUCCAACAAUUGUCCAAUUGCAAAUGAUGUUUUCUAGUGUCUGAACUGAGUGCUUGUCUUUUCAUCAUGUCCGAACAAUUUAAAAUUUGGCUAAAUGUCUUAAAUGAAGAAAAUAAACAGUUGCACUGUACAUGUUCAGGGGCUACUUGCUGUCUAUUAUAUGAACAAGGACAACAACUCUUCAAUCAAAAAUUGAUGCUUUUAAUUUGCACUGAACCUUGUACUUGUUCCAACAUGUUUUGAGCAUCUUCCUAUUCGCUCCAUUGCAAAAGACAUUUUGUAUUUACAUGUUUGGCAUCCGCGUAAACAUUCACCAAAGAUUAUCAAAGUUGUUCACAAAGUAGCAGGUUCAUUGUGUGUCUUUUUGCCCAACUGUAAGCAAAACUGUUAGCAAUUAUGAAACUGCAAAGUAUUCUGGAGUAGGGCUGUGUAUCGGAACCAGGUACCGCGUACCCGACUGUUGAUGUCAGGAACCAGUUCCAGAUUAUGGGAUCGGGUACCCGUAACCAACUUUACU
Messenger RNA from Patiria miniata (bat star), 1934 nucleotides. RefSeq lists its product as uncharacterized. Lineage: Eukaryota; Metazoa; Echinodermata; Asteroidea; Valvatida; Asterinidae. Gene Ontology annotation, cellular component: BORC complex. The transcript is spliced from 6 exons. Bases 123 to 1394 code for a protein of 423 amino acids. Gene Ontology annotation, biological process: lysosome localization. The record is from RefSeq and is a predicted model, not a curated record.